AUAGCUGGACAAACGCGACCACGACGCUUAUGUUUUUCAGUCUCAACGUUUCGGCAGACAAACACUGGAUUUAUCCGUUUUUUCAGUCAAUAACAGGAGAAAAAUAACUAAGGAGACCACUGUUUAUUUACCAUAGUGGAGAAAACAGGAACAUUGUAUUCUCUGCGCUUUUUUCUUGAGACAUCCGGGACCGGAAAAGAGCAGUUUUCACCCCAGUACCGACAGCUUGUUUGUGGAUUCCCCCACUACUGGCACUUGAAGUUGUGUGAGCCGGCUGAGAUGAGCGGUCCAGAGGUGGCCAAGACACCGGGAGGCGGUGCUCCAGGCAAGGAGGGAAAGGAGCCGGUGGCCAAUGGGCAUGCAGGAGAGGGCAGCGACGCCAACCCGUUCGCCGAGUACAUGUGGAUGGAGAAUGAAGAGGAGUAUAACAGACAGGUGGAGGAGGAGCUGUUGGAGCAAGAAUUCUUGGAGCGCUGCUUCCAGGAAAUGCUUGAGGAGGAGGACCAGGAUUGGUUCAUCCCGUCGCGUGACCUCAACAACCAGGGGAUGGGGCAGCUGCAGCAGCAGCUCAACAGCCUGUCCGUCAGCGAUCACCACAACCUGGAGGAAGUGGCGAGGAAGAGCAUCUUGAAUCCUGAAGCGAAGGAGUUUGUUCCGGGGAAGAAAUACUAGGAGUCCCCCUCACCCCCAUGGAGCCUCCACACACACAAACACACACCAGUCCUCACAUGUUCUCAGAGACUCUGGAGGCCACCAUCGUGGACACACUGAUUCUUACACAUACACACACACGCACACACUUGAAGUCAGUGGCGUGCUGGCAGGCCCAGUUGGGGGGUGGGGGGAUUUCUUUUUUUUUUCUCUAUUCUUUUCUUUAUGUUUCUUUAAUCUUUUUAUUUCCUGUUUGUUUCUUGUAAACUGAGGGACAUUGGGAACAGGGGUGGGGGAGGGGUGUAAUAACAGAACAGCCCCACUGCGGGUUCCAGCUCAUCCCAUUUCAGAUGACACCGCCGAUGUUUCGCAGAGUCCGCCGAGCUCAUCUAAGUCCCCUUUUGAACCGAGGCAGCUACCAAGGAGUGAUGCCGGGGUAAAACUUAAAACGAAUCCAGAACAUCUAAAAAAUUCAUUCACGCCCUCGUUCAUCGAGGGUUUCCAUGACAGUGAGCUUAGAGAACGACUCACACUUCAGGGGACUUGAUGGGCAUCUGCUGCUGCUCUGCAGAGUCAUCGCGGUCAAGCAAACCCGCCAAAACAUUUGCUCCUAUGAUGUCCCUGUGACAUCACAGCCCUUGUGCAUCGAGAGAUGCGGGUCGUUAUUUGUAUCCGCAGCGGCUCCGUUCCAAACCAAAUACAGACCCCCCGCCCUCCCUGUGCACUUUGUGUGACCAGAAAAGACAUGGACACGUGUACUCAUGGAUGAAUUAUUAUUUUUCCCAAUUUAUGUGGAAGUCCAUGUUUCUCUUUUGUCCAGUUUAUAAGAACAGAGAUGUGAGUUCCCAUUUAUGCAUCAAGUCGAGCUUAGCAAGGAUCAUGUCGAUAUAGAGGGAUGGUCAGGGCUUUUUGAACCUUAAAAAAAUUCAGUUAAGUCGUUUCUAUGUUCGUCGUUUCAGUCUUUGGUUCCGUUUGGAUUCACGACAUGUAUUGAGCAACCUUGUUACAGGGGAGUGUUUGGUCUGGAACACAGCCACUGCCUCUUUCUGCCAGAACAACUUGGUUUGUCCAGCGUCAGAUCAAGUGUGCAUCUCCAAAAUCAGGUUUUCAAACAGCCUCUCCUCCUCUUUUCUUCUUUUUUUUUUUUUGUUUUUCCUUCAUGUUUUUGAGGACGAGGUGUUUUGUGUCUCUACUGGGUACAGUAACCUGCGGUGUCCAUUCAGUCCUAUUUGUAUGAGGAAAGCGUUAGGAGGCAGUAUUGCUCACAAGCCAAUCAGAAUAAAGCAGUAUGGGACACGUGGCCGACGGCAUGGCCUCUUUGCUCAUCUUCUCUUUGCAGGUUGACUGUUUUUUGAGGAAGUUCGUCUAUUUAACCACUGAAAUAGUAAGAGAUUAUGAUUUUCAGGAAAACCAUUUACAGUAAUCAUUAAUUAUUGAGUCAAGUUUUCGUCUUCUCUGCCAAAAUUUGGAGGCAGCAUUGUCACAAGGGGAAAUGUGAUCUGAACAUCAGUCGUCUUUAUACCGCUAUUACUUUGUGGUAUAAACGGCGACAUUAAUGUCUCCUGAGGUUCAGCGCACACACUCGUGCACUGGCGUUUGGCCUCUGAAAGGUGAAAGCGCUUCAGUCUGUCCAUCCCUGCAGCUCGCAGAGAAUCGAGCGCUCGAGUGUCUCGUUGAAGCCGCGCAGCAGAGACGGCGAAUACGCGGUUAAAAAGGGGAACUUCCUCACAGUGUUGGACCACAGAUGUCGAAUGGCACCCUGGUGAAGCCAAUAGGAAUGUCCGCCAGGUGGAUUGUACAACAUGGAAAUCAUUUUUGGUGAUUUUUGUUCGAGUUAGAUGACAGAUGCCGUUUAAGGAAAAAAAAAAAAAGAGGUCCAGAAGACACAGAGUAUGAAUUUCAAUACAAAUAAAAAUAAUGAAAAAAGAUGAAUAAAGAUGUUAAAGACAAA
This is a messenger RNA of Hippoglossus stenolepis (Pacific halibut), 2602 nucleotides long. It is a transcript of the gene paip2b, whose product is annotated as poly(A) binding protein interacting protein 2B. The record is from RefSeq and is a predicted model, not a curated record. Gene Ontology annotation, cellular component: cytoplasm. The transcript is spliced from 4 exons. Gene Ontology annotation, molecular function: mRNA regulatory element binding translation repressor activity. Gene Ontology annotation, biological process: negative regulation of translational initiation. Lineage: Eukaryota; Metazoa; Chordata; Actinopteri; Pleuronectiformes; Pleuronectidae. The coding region runs from base 280 to 672 and encodes 130 amino acids.